Molecule: messenger RNA, 3108 nt
Organism: Sinocyclocheilus anshuiensis
Lineage: Eukaryota; Metazoa; Chordata; Actinopteri; Cypriniformes; Cyprinidae
Gene: rps6kl1
Product: ribosomal protein S6 kinase-like 1
Exons: 11
Coding region: 230-2377 (715 amino acids)
Biological process (GO): protein phosphorylation
Molecular function (GO): protein kinase activity; ATP binding
Source: RefSeq, a predicted model, not a curated record
UUGGUCUUCCUGAUGCUGACAGCGGAUGCUGAGGAUGAGAAGGGGAGUCUCGCGCACGGUGGACACUGGCCUCACUUCACAUGUGUGUGAAUGCAGGAGAGACGAGGGGCUGCUGGGAGGGUCUUUAAUGACCAGAGAUGUGCCACUUCACAAGUGAUUUCACAACUACAGAUCCAACACCUGGCUCUGGUUCCUGUGGACGCUUGUCCUCUCCAACUGACUGACAAACAUGGCAAAGAAAGACUAUCUACUAGAUGCAGCCCAACAGAUUCGAAUGGCACUGGACCGAGAAGUCAAUGAAGACUAUGAGGCGGCAUUCAGCUACUAUAAGAAUGGAGUCGAUCUGCUGCUCAAUGGAGUUCAAGUGGAUCCAAAUAAAGAGAGACGUGAAGCCGUGAAACGGAAGACCACUCAAUAUCUGAAGAGAGCCGAGGAGAUCUUCAUCUCUUACUUACAGGACAACAUUGCUAAAGGAUCCACUCAUUUAGGAGGUUAUAGUAGCUUGCGCUUUCGGUCGAUCAGACAUCUAAGUUCACCGGUGGAGGAUCUGGCGAUGUGCAAAGUCAUUGGAGUCAUUGAUAAGGUGCUGACGGUUGAAAGUCUGAUAAGCAAGGAGACAUUUAUUGUUAAGAGUCUACCGAAGUCGAGCUGGGAGAGUCGUGAGAGGUCGACCAUCAUUCCUCAGGGAGUGCCCUUCAUGGUGAAGCUGCUAAAAUACUAUGUCAGUGAAGACACUGUGUUCCUUCAUUUAGAACAUGUUCAAGGUGGUAGACUCUUUUCCAGACUUCACAGGGUCAGAAGUGAAGCAGUCAGGGAGCAUCCAGAAUGCUUUAGCCCCAACCAGCACAAGAUCUAUCUGAAGAAUAGCUACACCCUCCCUGCUCUCCGUCAGGAGAUUUACCUCAAUGAGCAUUAUGGGAGAACUAAACCUCUUGAGAGUCCAGGCAGCCCAACUAAACAAUGUCUUGAGAACUGUACAACUCACUCCUACUGUGAAGAUUCAGGACGCCAACAGGGGGGUUCUCUAGGUUUGUAUGCAACAAGGACAGAUAAUGAGCUUCCUUCUGUUGGUCUACCCAAUGGUCUCAAGUCUUUACCUCAGGAUAAUAUUCCUCUUCCCAUUCAUCCCUGUGUGAUUGUGGACACUCGAGAUCCUCUUGAUGUCACUUCCGACCUUCUAGGAAACGAUGUCCGCAUUGAGCGCAUUGACUCUUGCAUAGAUCUGAACAAAGCUUGGAAUGCUUUGGAACCUGCUCAGGACUGUCUGAGUUUCACUGUACCAGAAUCAAACUCAGAUAUUCUAGGAUUCAGCAUUGCAUCUCAGAUUACUUCAGCCUCUUUAUUUGGUGAAAAUGCGCAACCAACCCUUUGCAGCACGGUUGAUGUUCUUCCACAGAGAGUGCGGAUAGUUCCCAACACAUCACAUUUACCUCCACAAAACCAAGCAUGUGAUGGAUUUCCUCAUGAACAACGUGUCACUAACUGUAAACACAGUGGAAAUGAACAGAUUUCACAGUUCAUGGCUGAAUUGAGCAAAGUCAGUUCUCAUCACAAUCCAUUUGAAUGUACACCUCAAAAACAAGAAAGUAUCUCUUUAGACUUUACAAAGAUGACUUCUCGGGUAAACACUGUUGAAAUGGCGAGGGAGGUUGGGAAGGAGGACAUGGAGAACUGGCAGUUCUUCAACUCUUCAUCUAAACAACCACAAGUUGGCAUGAUCUCCUGUCCGUCAGCACCUACCCCAAACAGCUCCUGUUGGAGUGAGACUGAACUAGAGCAGCAGGUGAAGGUGGACGGCUUGGGCCAUCACCUCCAAAUUAAGUCCAAGAACUUCAGUGCCAAAUCGAAGUGGGGUAGAUGGGGACUCCCUGAGGAUGAGGUGCGACUGUGGGGGGCUCAGAUUCUGUUGGCCUUGGAAAGUCUUCAUGAGCAGGGCAUUGUGUGCCAGGACCUCAACCCACGAAAUAUUCUACUCUGCAAUAGUGGGGAGGCGUGUCUUACGUACUUUGGACUGUGGACAGAAGUUCAGCCCGAAAUUAACCCGAAAGCAAUGGAAGAGAUGUACUGUGCACCAGAAAUUGGAGGUGCGUCAAAAAUCACAGAGGCAUGUGAUUGGUGGAGUCUUGGAGCUUUACUAUAUGAGCUUCUUACUGGCACGCCAUUGUGGCAGUGCCACCCUACAGGCAUUCACCCUCAUUCUCCGCUCCAUAUCCCAGAAGUCCUCAGCACUGCAGCCGCCUCGCUUCUCACUGAGCUGCUCCAGUUUGAUGCGUGUUAUCGUCUGGGAUCAGGAGGCGGCGGCGUGAGCGACAUCAAGUGCCAUCCGUUCUUUAACUCCAUCCCGUGGCUCACACUCAGCAGUUCACUGACGCCGUAGUGCCUUCUGGAAGUAUUCAUUUUCCAUUUCAUUAUUCCGUUUGCUUCUGCCCGCUACACAUUCGGAGUCUGAAUUUCCCCUUUUUUAAUUUAAAAGAGUACAUUUAUGAAUGUUUUCCCCACUGAAAAUAUUUCACAAUGAGUAACAAUGUUGUGAAUCUUUAUUUAGCCAUAAUGCAUAAUAAUGCAUAAUCCAUAAUGUGCUAAUCUGAACAUGGACUAAGAGUUUCAGAUGUAAUGUUUUUUGAAAGUGCAUAUAUCAAGAUAUUCAUUUUCAGCAUCACUUGUGGGAGUGGAAACAACUCUAUAUUUUAAUUUGACGGGCAGAAACAAUGAAAGUGGGUGAACCUUUUGAGAAGCUCUGAAACAGAUCACCGUUAAAAAGUCCCAAAGACCUCUGGACAGGAGGAUUCAUGGUUCAUUGUUGUACUUUUACCACCAUCUGGUGGCAGCAGGAGUAAUUUCUCCACAUCAGCAAUUUUCUACACGCUUGCUGUGAAAUCAAGGACAAUUGUCUUCAAAUGUCUGGAAAAUGAAGUUCAGUGUCCCAGUUUUCACACACUUCCCACAGAAAUGGACCUGCAUGAUGCUGCAGAGAGCAGACGGGUCGACCGGUGCACAUUUGGGGCAUUAUUACUUUGCACAAAUGCAAUAUUACUGAACACCAUUCAGUCAUGUGUUCUGUCCUCUCCAUUUCUGAUUGAAUGUUUCUUAUGCAUUUGCAUUGAAUAA